AUGUUCACACCCAUUCAAACUUCCCUCGGAGCCUGGCUUCUAUUCCAGGGCUCCUCGGGUCUACUCGUCCAUAACGGUGCUGUCUUCGGCAUAUCCUCCCUUAUUUCGGGCUCCGUCUUUAGUCCAUCAAGGGAUAAUGUGCCUAUCAUUGCUGGCUUGGUAUCGAGUAUUCUCCCAGUCUACCUGCUCGCCCCAUCUUUACUCCCGAGCUACCCUGCAGCUCCGGAUUCAUUGGCUACGGCGGCGACAACCUUUGGAGUCGGACUUCUCCUAGGUUGGGGUACAAAGAAUGGCCGAGGAUGCACUUCCGGACAUAUGCUCUGCGGCAUAUCGCGACUAUCCGCACGCUCAAUAAUCUCAACAGCCAUAUUCUUCACGACAGCCCUUAUAACUGCUAAUGUGGUUGGGGGAGGCUCUAACAUUCCACCCUGCGGCCCAUCAACACCAUGCUACACAGCCAUGUCUCCAUCAACACCCGAGCUAGCCUUUAUAUCUGGCGCGGUUAUAUUAUCAACGAUCACGAAUUUCUUCAUUAUUCCGAAGACAUUUACCCGGACCGAAACAUGCCGAAUUGCCUUCGCCUACAUCGCCGGACUCGAGUUUGGCCUCGGCCUAUUGAUUUCGGGAAUGGCGGACUCGGCUAAGGUCUUGCGGUUCUUUGCUCUACCCACCGAUCCGUCCCGUUUUGAUCCCUCCUUGGCUCUCAUCAUGGCAUUUGGUCUUGGCCCUUCACUCGUGACAUACUUGUCAUUGGAACCGGGUCAGUCGUUGGACAAGGAUAAGCCCGCCGCGAACCCGACGCUAGCUGAGCGUUGGAGACUCCCUACGGCGACGGUGGCAGAUAUCGACUGGCGCUUUGUGGCUGGUGCGUUGGCGUUUGGCGUGGCGUGGGGUUUAAAAGGAGUCUGUCCUGGCCCGGCUCUUUUGAGGUCCUUUCUCCAGCCUAGUUGGGGGUUGGUGACGGUGAGUGGAUAUUUUGUUGGUAAUCUCUUCUAA
Molecule: messenger RNA, 996 nt
Organism: Penicillium cosmopolitanum
Lineage: Eukaryota; Fungi; Ascomycota; Eurotiomycetes; Eurotiales; Aspergillaceae
Product: YeeE/YedE family protein
Exons: 2
Coding region: 1-996 (331 amino acids)
Cellular component (GO): plasma membrane
Source: RefSeq, a predicted model, not a curated record